Molecule: messenger RNA, 582 nt
Organism: Parnassius apollo (apollo)
Lineage: Eukaryota; Metazoa; Arthropoda; Insecta; Lepidoptera; Papilionidae
Source: the annotation of a GenBank genome assembly
AUGCCUGACGCGCCUCCGCGCAAAAGGCGCGCCCGAUUGGCGUCGCCGGAGCGCGAACCAUGCGAGUUCAUGGAACCAGAAUGUGAUAGCCAGCGUAAAAAAAUUAUUAUUUUAGAGGAUAUACAAUUGGUGCCCCCCAAACACGCCGAAAUCAUGGCUAACGUCGAGAUACAUAACAUUCAACAAUCGCCGCCCGGGGAUGUCGAGAUAGAUGAAAUUCAACUAUCUCCGCCCAGGGACGUGGAGAUACAAGACCUGAAACCUAGAGAUUUGCUGCGUAUCGGAAACAAUAUGGUAGCCGAGGCUGAUGACGAAGUAACUGUGACGCCUUCCACUAGCAAACAGCGUACUUCGAUUGGGGUUAUUGACAAGAAUUUCGACGUUGUCGUUGGCGACUGGAUAAAACUGACCGAUGACCUAAGUGACUGUGACAUGGACACAGAAAACGAGGACUGCUUUCUCCCUGUCAUGACCUCACGCAACGCUACGGCGGAGCCUGCAGCUGAAACUGACAUGACGUUGUACGAGACAGUUCAGGACAACUUUGGCGGAAGACUUACUAAAGUUACACCGACAUAUUGA